GUCAGUACUCUAGCCAUUAGUCUUGCAUUCAUUCUUUUAACUGCAACACCUUUUGAGUUUGACUACAACAACCUAUUUUGCGUAUUAUGUGUAAAUAUAAAAAAUAUAUUUAUAAGAUAAUUUGGCAAAUUUUACCUUAGGCCAGUAAAAAGUAGAUUGAUGACAUAUAUGAUUGUGGUGUUAUGGAUACAGAUCCUGCUCAGGAUGCUUCUAAUCAGGAUGAGGAGGACACAGACGACAUUAAAAAGUCACUACCUGUUGACAUGUACUACGAUUAUGAAGAGCUUUACUCCAAGCCCUUCAUCACACCGGAGUCGGAACUACCCGAGAACCUCAUCCUCCUCUCGCACUCGUUUGGCUACGACUGUCAGCGCAGAGAAAACCUGCAGCUGCUGGACGAUACAACACUGAUCUAUAUAGCCGGUCAGCUGCUCAUCCUGCUGGAUGUUUCCACCAGGCAGCAGAGAUACCUGCGCUCCUGCAGUGGUGGAGGAAUCGGCGCAAUCGGGGUAAACCCAAGCAGAGAGUAUUUUGCUGUGGCAGAGAAGGGAGUCAAGCCCCUCUUGAUAGUAUAUGAAUACCCUUCAAUAAAAACAUACCGCAUCCUCAGAGAUGGUACGGAUCUUGCGUUCAGCUCUGUCAACUUUAACAUUGACGGUAGUCUCCUGGCCAGCCUGGGCAGUGCACCUGACUACAUGUUGACAGUGUGGAACUGGAGGCAAGAGGAAGUGAUGCUCAGGUGCAAAGCCAUUUCUCAGGAGGUCUACAAAGUCAGCUUCUCCCCGUACAACCCUGGACUACUGACGUCAUCAGGAUCGGGACACAUCAAGUUCUGGAAAAUGGCCAGCACGUUUACAGGUCUGAAGCUGGAGGGGCUUAUUGGCCAUUUUGGAAAAACUGCAGCUACUGAUAUUGAUGGCUACAUAGAACUUCCAGAUGGAAAGGUGGUCUCUGGCUCAAACUGGGGAAACCUGCUGCUGUGGGAUGGAAACGCCAUCAAAGUGGAGCUCUGCAGCAUCGGAGGAAAAAACUGCCACACAGGAGUUAUCCAGCCCUUUUCCUUGGAGGAUGGACUGCUGAUGACUAUUGGCUCUGACGGAGCGAUCCGGAGCUGGGAUUUUGAGACCAUUGACAGCGCUGACAGUAGCAGCGAGAACAGCAAGUUUGAGAUGGAAGCCAUAAAUGAGUUGGUGGUGGGACACCAUGUCUGCUUGUCCUCGAUAGUGAAAAGCUCCAAACCUGACUCUACUAUGUGGUUUGCUCAGGACUCCAAUGGGGCCAUUUGGAAACUGGAUCUUUCUUUCACGUACUCGACUCCUGAUCCCGAGUGCCUGUCUUACUUCCAUGCCGGGCCAAUUAAGGGUCUGGAUGUGUCAAAGAAAAGUCAUCUUAUGGCUACAACUGCUCUGGAUCAUUCUGUCAGGGUCUUCGACUUUCUGGCAAAAAAAGAAGUCACCUGCAGCCGCUUCAAUCAGGGUGGAACUGCUCUCCACUGGGCCCCCCCUUUGGUCAACGAGACAGGAAGUUUGCUGGUGACCGGCUUUGAAGAUGGGGUGAUCCGCUUACUGGAGCUUUUUGACCCCUCGGGUCUGCAAAUAGUAACCAGGCACAAAGCGAAUGGCCAGCUGCGGCUCAAACAGGCCUUCAAACCUCACGAUGCUCCUGUAACUGCUGUUGCAUAUGAGUGCAAUGGAACAAUGUUAGCCACAGCGAGCUCAGACUGCACUGUGUUCUUCUUCACUGUCGGGGAAAAGUAUGAGCCAAUCGGAUUCAUCUCCGUUCCGGCACCAGUAGUGCUACUGGCGCCGUCGCCUCAAUCCCAGAGUGAAAAUCGUUUGCUCAUCCUGUGUCAAAGUGGUCAUGUUGUGGAGGUCCCCUAUCCUGAUCCAAAAACCUGCAAACCAACUAAAUCCUACGAACUGCUUGAACUGCCCAGAAAAUCAUUCUGCUUUCGGAGCAUCAAAUCUCGAAUCAAGAGAGAGGAGGAAAUCGCAAGGCGACAAGCUUUGAAGGAGAAGCUCGAGAAAGAGCGAAAGGAAAAAGAGAUCAAAGAUGAAGAGGAGGAGGAGGAGGAACCCGAGCCGUUGCCCCCUAUAUACAUCCCCGCCCCUCCUUGUCCUCUCUACUGCGGGUUCUAUUCCCAGCCUGGGCAGUUCUGGCUCUCAAUGGGUGAAUAUGACUCAGGCUUCUUAUACCACUGUAAGUUUUCUGAGAAUCAGGAUGAGGACCCUGUCAAACGUAAGGAUGAGCCUUUUGAGUUUGUGGUUGUCCAUUGCACAGACGAUGACUCCAUAUGCUCUGUCAUAUUCAGCUCCAACAGGCAGCUGAUGCUUUGUGGCAUGUGCUCAGGCGCCAUCAGAGUUUAUUCCCUGGAACCUGAUGACCACUCCCUCACCUCCAUGCAGGCGUACUGGGAACUGAGCUUUCACGACAGCAAUUACGGACACGUGCGGAACAUUCGCUGCAGCCAUGACGACCAUUUUGUAUUGACAGCAGGCGAUGACGGGAACAUCUUCUCCUUCAGCCUGCUUCAGCAUGACGAGAUGCCGAAAAAAAAGGCUACGGUUCCCUUACCACGGGUGGGUCUUGAGAAUGAGGUGCUAGCUAAAGACAUUGACGACCCAACAACCUACAGCAUAGAGACUGCCAAACAGAAGCUGGAGAAAGAUCGCCAGAGACGAGAAGCUGCAAAGAAGAUAGCAGCUAAACGAAAGAGGCUUGUUGAGAUCCAGAACAUGUUUAAGAUGCUACUGAACGACAACCUGGGCCUGCCGGAGCAUGUUGGACUGACUCCUGAGGAAAUGCUACUGGACCAACGUUUUGAAGAGCAGGCUGAGAUGGAGAAAACCCGGCGACUGGAGGAAGUCCAAUUCCAGAUGAGCUGGGAAGAGGAGCACUCCCAUUUAGCACUGAACAAACUACAGGACUGGUUCAAUGGCUACACAGAUCCUGACGUCGUCACCGUGUUUGCCAUCCGCACAAACCACAAAGUCUCCACCUACCAUAUUUUAGCACUUUCAUCAACCCAACCUCAACAGCAGACCACAUCCAGCGAGUUUGAUGUACAUGGAACCCCUCUAGUUGAACGCAGAAAGCCCAGAGACCAGCCUGCAAAAGACAGUAGCAGUGAAACAGAUGAGGAAGAUGUAGCUCACGCCCAGGCACCUCGUCCUGCCGCACAAGAUCGGCAAGUUGAGAGGCUGCAAAAGGCUACAGAGAAAGCUGAACAAGCCCGAGCCAAAAUUGCAAAGAGGAAGCAAGAAUGGGAUAAACUUUAUGCAGAUAAGCCACACAAGGACUGCGAAGAUCCACGAGACGUGCAGGCCAUCUAUGUAGCCAAAGAGACCAUUGGAGACUUGAAACUUAAGACGGAUAAAAACUUCACCGUACCAAAGCACCUGCGAAUGAGUGCGGACAGAAAGAAAGCUGAGAUGAUUGAGUUGGAGAACAAGAUACGCGAGGAACAGACUGAGAUGAACACAGAGAUCUUGGCUUUGCGGGACUCAAAACUUCGCCUGAUAGCACAACUGCGGGCGCAAGCUCAGCAACUCCAGAGGAUCCAGGGUCCUUUACCGACUCAUCUCCACUGCCGUCCACCCUCUCUGCCCACCACACGACCGGAGGAAGUCCCAGACAAGGGCCAGCGUUGUAGCCCGGCUAUCCUGGACAAAUACAGGGUGCUGAGGGAGCAGAGGUUACAUAACACAGAGCAAGAGGAGCAGGAGGGAGGCAUAAGUGUGAUCGACGAGUUGGAACAAAAGAUGGGACAAAAUGUGUGUGUGUAUGUGGACGAUGAAGAAGAGGCCACGGGGGAGGAAGAAGCCGAGCUGACCAAAGAAGAGCUCCGGAAGAUGGAUCAGGACUCAUUGCUCAACAUGCGGGAUACUCUUCUGUGGCACAUGGAGAGCUCGGUGCAUCAGUUUGACAAGGAGCACCUGAUGUGUCUUAAGAAGGUCCAGAUGCUGGACUGGAAGCUGAAACUCGGCAACCUUCGUCAGCUGACGCUCUACCAGGAGCUGCUGCUCCUCAAGGAGGUGGACAAGAGUGAGAGGAUCCUGCAAGACAAGCUCAAUACACGUCUGAAGGAGGAGAACAACUUGAGGUCCAAACUGGAGGAGUAUCGGGAAGAGCUGGAACAGAAGCGUAAAGACAUAGCCAAGGUGCAAGAGAAAGAGAAAUGUUUGACCACCGCCUUCCAGACCGCGCUCGGCGACGACAACAACUUUGAGGAGUACCUGACCAAGGUUUUUAAGAAAAAGAUCAAACGUACCAAGAAAAAAGACCCGACGGGAAGUGACGAAGAAGACGAAGACAGCAAUGAUGACUUUGAUGAUUUUGAAAACUGGGACGACGAUGACGAUGAUGAUUGGGAUGGAUUGGAGGGUGAAGGUGCUGCGGAGGAGUGCCCUGCAGGCUGUGACCCAGAACUUUUUGAGCACAUACUUCAGCUGCGUGAACGACGAUUGGACCUUGAAGAACUAAUGGCAGACGAGAAGAAGUGUGCUGACCAACUGGAGAAAGAGUGUGACUCCUUGGUGAAGAAGAUGAAAUCGGUGAAGAUCAGUCGUAAGGCAGCAGAGGACGACUUGGAGCAACUCAACAGGGAAAAACAGCGGAAAAUGAACCAACUGGAUGUUGUGGUUCCUCUCAGGCUGCACCAGAUCGAGUUUAAGAUCGAUGUCCCGGAUCCUUCGGAUCUCGGCCCGGUGCCUUUGGAUCUGGGCUUGGCAUUGGUGCUCACCAGAACGGAGCUGAAACGUCUGCAGGAGCGAGUGAACGAGCUGGGGGUGGAGAAGAGUCAACAGAUGGAGGUGUAUCGUCAGGCACGUCAGCAGCAUAUCAGGCUGAUCAAAGAACGCAAGGACAUGAACUCUGACAUCCAGUCGCUGGAAAAGCUGUGUCACCAGUUGAUGAUGACAAGGUUUGGGAGAGAGGUGGAUUUGGAGAUUCUGCAGACGCUGUGCGUGAACAAAUCAGUUGGAGAGAUGAAGCAGGAAAAGAUCUAUCUAGAAGCGGCAAACGCCAAAGACAUUGCAGAAUGGGAUGUGAAAGUGGAAAAGGCCCGUGAGGUUCUAGUGGGGACGACAAGGAGCAACACGGACCGCCUCGGUUAUUUGAAUAGCCUCUAUGAGCAGAAGAAAGAGCUGCAACAGAAACUUUUCACAAGACAGAAGAAAAUUGGCAAGCAUCUCCAGGACUGCAACAGGAAAGCGGACAACGGUCAGCUAUGGAGUCUCCAGGAACUUGUGACCAAACAAGCCGAGCAAAUCGACAUGCUCACCAAACAGAUCACCUUAUUUGGACCCAAAGGAGGUCACAUGCUGCCCGCCUGCCACGUUCACCUGCCUCCACUCCCUCCUCGCAACACCCCCACUGUCCAGAAAAUCAACAGGAAACGGGGACAAGUCCAAACCGGAAAGAAGAACGAGGAUCCAACUGGGAGGCAGAAUAAUUAUUAAAAAAUAAGGACUAAAAAUCUUUGGGCACCGCGUGAUUCGAUUCGAUUCUUGGGGGCAACAAUUCUGUCAGGUUCAAACACUGAUGACAUCUAUUAAACAGGACAAGAAACAAAGAACAGAGACAGAAUUCAAUUUGGCUCAGUGAGGAGAAACGUCUGGACACUGUACCCUUGUACAGUGUCUCACCACGCUCCGCCAAAAGAUUGCACGCCGCCUCCUUUUAUUUGGACCUUCCCUGACCACAUGGCAACAGUUGCUUCCAAAGGGACGGGGGUCGUAAACAGCCAUCGCCUUUGAUUACAAAACAGUUCAAAAGAAAAAAUCGGUUUAAAAAAGAGGUCGCUUUUGUAGUUCUUGGGUCAGACAAUAUCUUUCUGUUGAUUACAAUACAUGAAAGAAACAGAAACCACUUCAUGUUGCUUCCCCCCCUACACAGUGGAGUUUUACAAGCCUUCUUGGUAGGUUCAAAGACAGCUUUUGGUCUUCUCGCCGGGAACUCAUUUCAACACAAAGUUUUUGUGAUAACUUAGAUAAAAUUAUUAUUUUAUUUGGACCUUUCCUGACCACAUGGCAACAGCUGCUUCCAAAGGGACGGGGGUCGUAAACAGCCAUCGCCUUUGAUUACAAAACAGUUCAAAAGAAAAGGUCGGUUCAAAAAAGAGGUUGU
Messenger RNA from Nerophis lumbriciformis (worm pipefish), 6126 nucleotides. RefSeq names its product cilia- and flagella-associated protein 44-like. Gene Ontology annotation, molecular function: protein binding. The record is from RefSeq and is a predicted model, not a curated record. NCBI's taxonomy places the organism in Eukaryota, Metazoa, Chordata, Actinopteri, Syngnathiformes, Syngnathidae.